AUGGCGCGGCAAAGGAAAAAGGACCCUCUCGCAGCCAAGUUGCGCAAGCCAAAAGAGAUCAAUGGAAUCCCGGAGGGCUUCCAGGCACCUCCCGCGGAUCUCAAGCCGUUUCUCGAGACGCUCAGCGAGAAGCACGUCUAUAUCGCCCAUAUCGACAACCACCCGGCCUCGUUCAAGCGCAACAUCUUCGCGGUUCCAGUGCUUAUGAACCUGGCCGUGUGUGUUCUGUUCUUCCUACGGCUCUGGUACAUUGGGGAAUGGUACCUCAAGCUCCUGGUGUCCGUCCUUGGCUACCCCAACGAGCUCACCCUCAACGUCUACGAGAUGGAGUGGGAGGACAUCUUCAUGGAGAUCGGCCGCAGGACAUUCACCCUCGCCCUCGACUUCGUGCUCACAAUGUUCCUUUGGCCGUGGCCGAUCGAGUUUGCCCUCAAGAUUGCCGGCGGCAACCCCGUCAUGUGGCGCUACAACGUGGGCUUCCGGGACCGCGAGAUCAUUGUCCGCCGCAGCCGCCACUGGGACCGUGCGCUCGGCGACGUUGUCAACGACCUCAACAGUCGCGGUCUGCUCAUGAUGAACAUCGGCGUGGCCACGGCACCGCUCCUGAUCAACGAGAAGACGGGCUACCUGCUCAUCAACGCCGAGUGGGACCUCGACUGGAACGCCAUGUGCGACGCCACCAGCUUGCUCGACCAGAAGAUGGUCAAGUUUCUGUCGUUUGACACAAUCGUGCUAGUCUUCCACGACGAGUACGGCUGGCUCUCGGUCGAGGUUGACAAGUCGGAAACGGUCAAUGCGGAUGAGCGGCUCAAGCAGAAGAACAUCUUUGCAUUCCGGGAGGCCCUGCGGGGGCUCGACAAAGAGCACCUGUUCUACCGGUGGAUUGAGCUUGUGCAGUACGAGUCGUCGCGGCCUGGCGGGUUCACCGAGGAGCGACAGGUCGAGGCUGCCAAGCAGAUCCGGGAGUUGUUCCAGAAGGACAAUAUCGACUUUGACCAGCUGUGGCUGGAAGCUGUUGGUACGGAUGCGUCUGAGGGGCUGUAG
Microdochium trichocladiopsis is the source of this 1044-nucleotide messenger RNA. RefSeq lists its product as uncharacterized. The coding region runs from base 1 to 1044 and encodes 347 amino acids. Lineage: Eukaryota; Fungi; Ascomycota; Sordariomycetes; Xylariales; Microdochiaceae. The record is from RefSeq and is a predicted model, not a curated record. The transcript has a single exon.